This is a messenger RNA of Brassica rapa (field mustard), 441 nucleotides long. RefSeq names its product RING-H2 finger protein ATL16-like. The record is from RefSeq and is a predicted model, not a curated record. Gene Ontology annotation, biological process: protein ubiquitination. Gene Ontology annotation, molecular function: transferase activity. Lineage: Eukaryota; Viridiplantae; Streptophyta; Magnoliopsida; Brassicales; Brassicaceae.
AUGGACUUUCAGAUCAUAGCCGCCGGUGUGAUAGGAAUCUUGGCGACAGCUUUUUUACUUGUAAGCUGUUAUGUUUUGGUUAAUAAAUGUAGGCGCGGAAACGACGUUCUUGACAGAGUGACCUCAUCGGGACGGUUAAGCAACGACCAUGAUGACCAUUUCAUGUUUUAUUCACCAGAGUUCAGAACCAGCGGAGAAGGAGAAGAGAAGCUCUCUCAAAAAUGCUCUGCCUAUUGUGUCGACCCAAAAAAUGUCAAUUGCCCUCUCUGCCAAACUAGGUUUUCUUGUGAGUCAAGUGUUCAUGCGGAUGAGAUUACUGCUCCCAACAAUUCCCCAGUGAAUGUGUUGCACACCGUCGUGAUUAGAAGCGAGGAUGAGUAUGAGAUCAUUGAGAUGGGUAUAUGGAACGGUAAUAGCACCAGUAGUGAUGAGAUAGUCUAA